Messenger RNA from Miscanthus lutarioriparius, 1914 nucleotides. The record is from the annotation of a GenBank genome assembly. NCBI's taxonomy places the organism in Eukaryota, Viridiplantae, Streptophyta, Magnoliopsida, Poales, Poaceae.
AUGGGCAAGAUGAACUGCUUCUCCGGUCUGCUCAGCGGCAAGAGGAAGGCAUCCAAGGGUAAGAACAAGGGCGCUUACGCCAAGAAGGCUAGCGGCAACGAUUGCCCCAAGGUGAAGCCGGUGGAGUUCAUGGACAUGGCGGAUACUGUUGUGGACGACGACCUCAGCAGACGCGGAGACAGCAGCGUUCCUGCGUCUGCAUGCUACAGUAGGUUUGUCGUUCACGCAGCCGCCGAGCUGGCACGACAUGCCAGUGGCGAGGACGGCGACAAGGCCGCAGUAGUUAAGAGGGACUCGUCCGCCGGCGACGACCUCGUCGCCGGCGUUGGCUCCUCCGGUCACAGCAGCGACGGGAUAGGCAACAACGAUGCCAAGAGCAACGAGCCGGACGACGGCGAGCCCUCCAGCCUUGGCCGCAUGUCGCCAACGGCAUCGCCGAAGCUGAUGCGCUCCUGCUCCAACAUCGAGACGACGAGGUCUGUCCCAGCAGGGUCCGACCUGCCGGCGAAGUCCCGCUCCUACAACGACCUGAAGACCCUGCCUCCCGGAAGGUCGACCGCCGCCCGCAGCGGCGCGGUGGACGCGAGCCCGACGGCGUCCUUCAGGACCUCGUGCUCCGCCGACCGCGUCAUGCUGAAGAAGCGGUCGUCGAGGCAUGUGCUCCCGUCCCGGAGCCGGAAGCUGUGGUGGCAGAUGUUCCUCUGGAGCCACCGCAACCUGCACCGGCCGAGCGCGAGCGCGGCCAUGACCACGAUGCUUCCAUCGCCGGGGGAAGAAGAAGAAGAAGGCGGUACGGCGCACCAGCACGACGGGUACACGUCCGACACGCUGGGCGCGGUCACCGCGGACGCCAAGAACAAGGGCGUCGCCGUGGAGGCGGACCCCAUCCCGAGCCAGUGGGUCGCGUUCUCCGCCGAGGCCUCGCCCCUGGACCGGGUCAGCGAGUGGGUGAACAGCCUUGGGAGCGGCUCGUUCCACGCCGUCGACGAGGACGAUGUCACGGGGCACGGCGGCGACGGCGACGGCGCUUCUCGCCCGCGGUGCUCUGAGAUCGUGGAGCUGUCGACGACGACGGCCGGCGGCAAGAGGCAUCCGCAGGCUAAGCGGCGCGCGGCGGACGAGGCUGCCCAGGCGAGCGGCAUCGUGCAGACGCUCAACACCUUCUCCUCCGUCGCCCACAUCGCCGGCAUGGGGCUCAAGGCCGUCCCGACGAUCGCGGCCUUCUCUACCCUCCGGGCCGUCAAUCUGUCUGGAAACAUGAUUGUUCAAAUCAGCGCUGGAUCGUUGCCCAAAGGCCUGCACUCGCUGGAUCUGUCGAGGAACAAGAUUGCAAUCAUCGACGGGCUGCGGGAGCUGACGAGGCUGCGGGUGCUCAACCUCAGCUACAACCGGAUCUCGCGGAUCGGGCAUGGCCUGUCGAGCUGCACGGCGAUCAGGGAGCUGUACCUGGCCGGGAACAAGAUCAGCGACGUGGAGGGGCUUCACCGGCUGCUCAAGCUGGCCGUCCUGGACGUGAGCUUCAACAAGAUCACCACGGCCAAGUCCCUGGGCCAGCUCGUGGCCAACUACGGCUCGCUGCGGGCGAUCAACCUGCUGGGCAACCCGGUGCAGGCCAACACCGGCGACGACGCGCUCCGCAAGGCCGUGUCGGGCCUGCUCCCGCGGAUCGAGUACCUCAACAAGCAGGCCGUGAAGCCGCAGCGCGCGCGGGAGGUGGCCAAGGACAGCGUCGCGCAGGCGGCGCUCGGGAACGCCGGCUGGAACUCGCGGAGGCGGCUCACGCGGCGCCUCAGCCAGAGCCCUGGGUCGUCGGGCAAGGGCCGGGGCAGGGACGGCAACGGCAACGGCAGCCGCAGGGGCAGCAGGAGCAGGUCCGUGACCAGGCCCCAGAGCUCGAGCUUGCCAAGGAGAUGA